This is a messenger RNA of Saitoella complicata NRRL Y-17804, 1151 nucleotides long. RefSeq lists its product as uncharacterized. Bases 466 to 873 code for a protein of 135 amino acids. The transcript has a single exon. NCBI's taxonomy places the organism in Eukaryota, Fungi, Ascomycota, Saitoellomycetes, Saitoellales, Saitoellaceae. The record is from RefSeq and is a predicted model, not a curated record.
CCCCUCCUCCCUAUACGCCGCUGUUUGUUGGAUAGGGACGAUGGCAAAGACACGACGACGCAGUAUGAAAGCAAAGACACCGCAAACUGCGAACGCGCCGACGGAUCGGGGGGACAAGGAGGCGUAUGUUGUGAAGGCUAUCCUCGACGCGAAACUCGUGGGCGGGAAAGUGCACGUCCUCGUUGACUGGGAAGGGUACGGGCCUGAUGGAAGGACGUGGGAGCCAGAGGAGGACUUGCUUGGUGCGGAGGACGCGUUGGAGGAGUUUAAGCGGUUGCACCCAGAACUGCUGGGGAUGGCCACGGUUGCGGGUGGCGCGACGGGGAAGAGGAAGAAGGGAGAACAUGAGGAGGGCGCUGUUGUGCAAAGUAGGGUGGUUGAGGAGGUAACUUCAGGGAGCACGCGACCGUCAAAACGCGCAAAGAAACCCACGGACGCGGUACCCGUACAGACUGAACCACAACUAUGGCCUCCACGCGAACGAGCAGCAUCGCGUGCACCAACCACUCAACAAGGAGUGCCGGAGUCACAGAGACGACCACGACGAAAGUCCACUGCGCCGCCUUCUAUCGCACGCGAUCCCUCAUCAGCACCAGCACCAGCAGUGCCAGCAGCUGCCGUGAUAGAGAUCGCAUCACAACCGGCAUCCUUCCUCCGCCUUUCACAGCCUACACCCCCACCUACAAUCCUCCCUCGCUCUCCCCCCGUACAACCCCAACCCCGACCCGCACCCUCCGCACCAGCACUAAUCGCCGCCUCGACUCUCGCCUCCGCCUCCGGCUCCAGUACGGACCCGGUACCACUCCUAACCCCUCUCUCCGAAUGGGCGGCAAAAUACAGUAUCGGGAUCGCGGCGAUGGCGGAGUUGGUUAGUGUGUUGCAUAUGGGUGGGGUGCGGAUUAUGGAGCCGGUUGUGCGUGCGAAGGCUUCGGACGCGCCAUCGCGGGGAUUAGACGAAGUACGAGAGGCACUUGGAACAGGGGAUGCGGGUGAAGGGGCACGAGGGGUGGAUGAGGAGGGAGUGAAUGUUGGACCCGAGGAGGGUUAUGGUGACGAUGACGACGCAGUGGGCGAACCAGACGACGACAGCGAACCUCCACCCACCGACACUGACGCUAUCCCCACCCGCAAAAUCGGCAACCUAAUCCUCU